Elephantulus edwardii (Cape elephant shrew) is the source of this 795-nucleotide messenger RNA. Its product is annotated as neuferricin-like. Gene Ontology annotation, cellular component: endomembrane system; membrane. The record is from RefSeq and is a predicted model, not a curated record. The transcript has 4 exons. Bases 1 to 795 code for a protein of 264 amino acids. NCBI's taxonomy places the organism in Eukaryota, Metazoa, Chordata, Mammalia, Macroscelidea, Macroscelididae.
AUGCUGAGGGUACGCCAGCGGGAGCUCUUGCUGGGCCUGGCCGUAGCGGCCACGGCAAUGGUGGCAGCGUGGUUGAUGGGCUGGUGGCGUCCCCGCCCUGGCUUCCGCCUCUUCAUUCCCGAGGAGCUGGCUCGCUACCGCGGAGGCCCGGGGGACCCGGGCCUCUAUUUGGCGUUGCUCGGUCGCGUCUACGAUGUGUCCUCUAGCCGGAGACACUACGAGCCUGGGGCCCACUAUAGCGGCUUCGCAGGGCGAGAUGCAUCCAGAGCGUUUGUGACUGGGGAUUACUCUGAAGCCGGCCUGGUGGAUGAUGUAUCUGACUUGUCAUUUUCUGAUAUGCUGACGCUUCAAAACUGGCUUUCUUUUUAUGAGAAGAAUUAUGAAUUUGUUGGAAAGGUGACAGGAAGGUUCUAUGGAAAGGAUGGGCUCCCAACUCCAGCACUGACCCUGGUGGAAGCCAUGAUUACCAAAGGCUUGGAAGCAAGUAAACAGGAAAUGAAAGAGAAGCAGAAGUUCCCACCGUGCAACUCUGAGUGGAGCUCAACCAGGGGAACCCGGUUCUGGUGUUCCCCAAAGAGUGGAGGUGUGAACAGAGACUGGAUUGGCGUCCCCAGGAAGCUGUAUAAGCCAGGUGCCAAGGAGCCCCAGUGUGUGUGCGUGAGGACAGCCGGCCCCCCCAGUGACCAAUCACUGGACAAUGCUGCACACCAAGAUCGUGGGGACUUGGACCACCCCAACUUGGAGGAGUACACAGACUGUCCACCCCUAGCCACCACAUGUUCCUUCCCACCCUAA